This is a messenger RNA of Mercenaria mercenaria, 1242 nucleotides long. RefSeq lists its product as uncharacterized. The record is from RefSeq and is a predicted model, not a curated record. The coding region runs from base 1 to 975 and encodes 324 amino acids. The transcript has 8 exons. Lineage: Eukaryota; Metazoa; Mollusca; Bivalvia; Venerida; Veneridae.
AUGAAAAGACGCCCGUCGACACACUACGAUGAAGACGAUGGGGCAGAUAUUCUCGCUCAUAUGGGCUUGUACCCGGCAGAGACUUGCUAUCCAGAUUCAACCCUGAAGGUAGAAAACCCAGGAGCAUUCACAUCUGUGUUUGCUAACAACAGUCAAACUAUAUGUAAUACAACAUGGACACCUGACAAGACAGUUGUAUAUAUCGAUGGCUGCAGAAUGGAUGACAGUAUAUUUGUAUGCUUCAGUUACAACAACCCAAAUUUAAAUAAAGUGAUUGGGGGCACUACCAUGGAGGUCUACUCUAUUAACUGCGCUGAAAUCCCUGCUAGUGGAGUGUUUAAAACAAUUAGUGAUGGUUUUCAUGUGCAAGUAAACCAGGAGAACUCGUCAGAAUAUAUGUCAUUGGAGCCUGAUCAUGUUAUAACCUCUGGUAUUUACAUGGAUUACGCUGGAACGAUACUGGUCACAGAAGCUUAUGUUAGCUCAGUAUACUUUUGGGUGAUGAAAUCUAGCAUAAGGAAAAACCGCAUUAGACCUUACGAAUGUUGGGCAUAUGCAGGAAAGAAUAUUUCGGAUACAGUUCCAAAAAGGCUCAUCUAUGAAAAGGGCUGCACUGUAGAUGGUCAACUAGUUGGUGAUUUCUACGGGUAUACACCCCACUCAAAUAGCUAUAACACACGUGCUAUAUUUACCGUCUUCAAGUUUUACGGAUAUGAUUAUGUGACAUUUGAGUGUACGGUUCGAGUAUGUCCACUCAUCGAUGGUCAACAUGGAAUAUCAUUUUGUAACUCAAACGUAUGUGACACUAGAAAAAAGAGAGAAUUUGAAGUUGCUGUUGGUGUAGAGGAUGUAUCUGUUAAGAGCAGUUUUCGUGUGGUAGAUCAAUACAUGUAUUCCAGUUCUGACUCAGCGGUGGAAUGGCUUGUGGUCCCAUGCCUCUUAAUGGCGCUAUUGUACAGACUUACAAGAGAAUAAGGUUAAGUAACUGUGGAACAGCCUUGCAGUGUCGAAAGCAGUUGCCAAUGAAUUCUGUACUGUAUAAAGUAAUGAUAAGGAUGUGUUUAAGUAACCAUGGAAUAGGCUUGCAAUGACGAAAGCAAUUGCCAAUGAAUACUGUACUGUAUAAAGUAGUAAGAAUAAGCUUAGUAACAACGGAACAGCCUUUCAAUGAAAUGAAUUUUGUACUGUACAAAGUAAUAAAUUACCUGAGAAAUUAUUAUUAAAAGUCAUGCAUAUACCUAA